AGAGAGAGAGAGGGGAAGAGGUUUACAGUUAACCGGUAUUUGCGGCCAGCGUCGUUCACAUCAGAGACUCAGAGGGGAGUGGGCCAGCAAGAGGCUUGCGUGGAUAAGCGUUUCCUCUCCGUGCCAUCGCCGCAUCACUGCUUCUGCCACACGCGCGGUCCCUUGUUGUUUUUUUUUGUUGUUGUUUUUUUUUUCCACCAAGGUGGACCGUGAACUUGGUCGCAACAUCAGCCGCUGCGGAUCGGCGUGGAUUGGGUCGCAUCUGUCCGGCAGCUUUUUCUGGGAGAAGCUUAAACCUGUUCAAUCUAUCAUCAAGGAAAUGGUCUUCUGAGAUGAAACAGGAAAAAGAGUAAGAACAUGCUCUGUGGAGACAUGAGCGACGAAAGGAGGAUGUGAAGAUGCACCAGACCACUGUUAAAACAUGGUGCCUUAGGCUUCUCCCAGUCCUCCUCUUCUUCAUCUCCUUUGUCACGUACUACUGCUCCUACACCACACUUUGGAGCUAUGGCGGGCCCAGUAAGCCUAUGAACAGUAGCAAGUCUCUGUGUGGAGGCUGGCUAACUCAGAAGAAGUGGGAGAGCCUUAACUUUAACAUCAGCAGACAAAUGCAGCUUUUUCUGAAACUGGAGGAUUUCUUCUGGCGGGAGCAUCUCUCCAACCUGCCAUUACCUUAUGGCAUUAAAGGCAGUGAGCUUUUCUUACUCAAGAUUCUUGCUGUUUCUUCCAACUACGAUGUGCCAGCCACCAUUGAAAAGCUUGAGUGCAGAACCUGUGCAGUCAUAGGCAAUGGAUUUGUCAUUAAAAACAGCUCCUUAGGAAGCGUCAUCAAUAAAUACGACGUUGUCAUCAGGUUGAAUGACGCUCCGGUAAGAGGCUUUGAAGAAGAUGUUGGGAACAAGACCACCAUGAGGUUCUUCUACCCUGAGUCCGCCUCCUAUAACCCCGCGCUGCAGAACGAGCCGGACACACUCAUGGUCCUGGUGCCUUUCAAGCAGCAAGACCUCCGCUGGCUUAAAGAGAUCGUCUAUAAUGAGAAGAGGGUCAGGAAAGGCUUCUGGAAACCUCCGCCACAAAUCUGGUUGGGGGAUGUAAGUAAAAUCCGAGUGCUGGAUCCCCAUUUUCUGCACCAGACGGCAGAUAAACUUCUCAGGCUUUUUCCCCAAAAGG
Fundulus heteroclitus (mummichog) is the source of this 1167-nucleotide messenger RNA. RefSeq names its product CMP-N-acetylneuraminate-beta-galactosamide-alpha-2,3-sialyltransferase 4. The record is from RefSeq and is a predicted model, not a curated record. Gene Ontology annotation, molecular function: sialyltransferase activity. Gene Ontology annotation, biological process: glycolipid biosynthetic process. NCBI's taxonomy places the organism in Eukaryota, Metazoa, Chordata, Actinopteri, Cyprinodontiformes, Fundulidae.